AUGAAGAGCUUGCUGACGCAUGACACUGGUGAUGCCGAUAUUGUUUUGACUUACAUACGUAAUGUUAUCGGAAUCGCUACUUAUCUGAACGAUGACACGCUCCACAACAAGAUGAAGAACAUCAUCAUGGAAUUUCGCAAACAGCUGCGCGUGGCUGAGCGAGCCCACCUGGCGCGCACGGGUGUCAAGGUCGAGGCAGUAGCCUUUUUCGACGAGUGGAUGCCGACGCUUUUCGAGCGCAUCCGGGGAGACAUGAUUUCCUUUGCCACGACAUGGUGUGACAAGCUGGACGCCGCCUGGCAAAACGUUCCCCAGGCGCAGGGCGUAAUCCAGCAGACGACGCACCUAAGAGCAUCUGCGACGGCGACGAGGACCAUCAUCAACCAGCGGAACUUUUACGAUCCUGUAUGA
This is a messenger RNA of Clonostachys rhizophaga, 411 nucleotides long. The record is from the annotation of a GenBank genome assembly. NCBI's taxonomy places the organism in Eukaryota, Fungi, Ascomycota, Sordariomycetes, Hypocreales, Bionectriaceae.